This is a messenger RNA of Parastagonospora nodorum SN15, 213 nucleotides long. RefSeq lists its product as hypothetical. The record is from RefSeq and is a predicted model, not a curated record. Lineage: Eukaryota; Fungi; Ascomycota; Dothideomycetes; Pleosporales; Phaeosphaeriaceae. The coding region runs from base 1 to 213 and encodes 70 amino acids. The transcript has 2 exons.
AUGGUUCUGACUCUUGCUAACUGGGCGUUUCUUCAGUUCAGCAAUAUCUUCUACUCCCGUUCCUUAUCCAAGUUGCUGUUGGCAGGUGGUGGUAUGACCGUAAUUAUGGACAUUGUAAUCAUCGUUCUUCCAAUUCGAGAGAUAAUGCGAUCGCGGUUCAGUCCUAAGAAGAGGUUGGAGAUUACCCCGAUAUUCGUGGUGGACAUCAUGUAG